AGCAUGGUGAGGUUGGCGGGUGGGAAUGACUAAGCUGGUAUUUAUGGUAAUUUAGUUGGAAAACAAGGGGUUGUUUUGUUACAAGUGUAUCUAUAUGAUGCCAUGCUCUUUAGCAUCAUGUUCCUUUAACCCGGAGGCAUUACACACAGUUCGAAAAUUUUGUUGUUUGGAUUAAUCUGUUGAGUUGAGACAAGAGAGAAAUGGGGUAUUGGAAAUCAAAGGUUCUUCCAAAGAUCAAGAAGGUUUUUGAGAAGGACAGUGCCAAGAAGGCAGCUGGAGCUGAAGCUUGCAAGACCUUUGAUGAAUCGAAGGAAGAAAUCAGUAAGGAGUUUGAAGAGAAGAAGACUGAACUUGAACCUAAAGUGAUAGAAAUCUAUGAAGCUUCAUCAGCUGAAAUCAAGACCUUAGUUAAGGAUCCCAAAGAAGCAGGAUUAAAGAAGCAAUCUACUUCAGUUCAAAAGUUCCUUGAUGAGCUUGUUAAAAUCGAGUUUCCAGGAUCAAAACUAGUAUCUGAAACAUCUUCAAAAUAUGGACCAGCCUAUGUUUCGGGUCCUAUUUUCUUCGUCUUUGAAAAAGUCUCAACCUUUAUUCCGGUAGAGGAAAAGGCAGUCGAGGCACCAGCACCAGCACCAGCACCCGAAACAAAAACCGAGGAAGCAACUACUAGCACAGAGAAGGAGAUAGUAGUUGAGGAAGAGAAGAAAGAAGAGGCAGUAGUAGCGGAGGCUUCAGAGAAGACUGAACCACCUCCAGCUGUGGCUGAAACACCUGCCAAGGUGGAGGAAGCAGAGCCACCAAAGCCGUGACUCGUCAUCAAGAAGUAAUUAAAUCCCGUCUUUGUGAAAAAAGGUUACAUGCAGUAAAUGAAAAAAAAAAAAAGAACAUUUGUUAUUCUUUAUGAAUAUGUAUCCUUAAUUUCCUUGUAAGUUUGGAUCAUAUAUUUCUGUGUGUGUUGUUUAUUUUUAUUUUAAAUUGUAAUAUUAAUUUACUAUCUAGAGAAGUGGUGGGGUACAUUACUCGGUUUCUUCUUCAUAA
Messenger RNA from Populus trichocarpa (black cottonwood), 1035 nucleotides. RefSeq names its product plasma membrane-associated cation-binding protein 1. Gene Ontology annotation, cellular component: plasma membrane. The record is from RefSeq and is a predicted model, not a curated record. NCBI's taxonomy places the organism in Eukaryota, Viridiplantae, Streptophyta, Magnoliopsida, Malpighiales, Salicaceae. The coding region runs from base 201 to 806 and encodes 201 amino acids. The transcript is spliced from 5 exons.